CUCAGUCAACGCACAAACCUGCAGGGUCUUUACAUGACAAGCACGAUUUUCGGAUUCACCAGUAUAUCUUUUCAGUCUACUCGCUACAAUGUGGAUGGAUCGGAGGCGGAGAGCAUCCCUGGCGCUCACCUUGAACUUCGUCGCGCUGAUACUCGCCAUUUUUGCACUGACUACCAGCUACUGGUGUGACGGCAACCGGAAAGUAGUCAAACCAUUCUGCACCGGGCCGGUGACAGGGAAACAAACACACUGCAUUAGGUACAAUAGCUCGAACAUCAAUGACAGCAGGCUGGUACAGUAUAUAUGGGAGACCGGUGAGGAUAAAUUUGUUCUGAGGAAGUUCCACACCGGCAUUUGGUUUUCCUGUGAGCAGAAUGUGGACCGUAUUGGCGAGAAAUGUCGAAGUUUCAUAAACGUUGCCCCUCCCCAUGAGAGAGGUGUCUUAUGGCUGUGUAUUGUGGCUGAAUGUCUCUACAUCUUACUAUUGGCCACUGGUGGAAUUCUAAUGUCCAUAGAGGUCUGCCACUUUGGAAACGUCAUUGAUGGAUUGAAACUGAAUGCCUUUGCUGCGAUAUUCACAGUCUUGUCAGGUCUUCUUGGUAUGGUAGCACACAUGAUGUUUACAACAGCAUUCCAGCUAACGGUGAGUCUGGGCCCUGAGGACUGGAAACCACAAAACUGGGACUACAGCUGGUCUUAUAUCUUGGCUUGGAGCUCAUUCACUGCCUGCAUGGCCUCCUCUGUAACAACCAUAAACAGAUACACAAAGACUAUCAUGGAGUUCAAACACAAGAGAAAGAACAUCAAGAAGAACCUGAAGAUCAAGCAGAAGUUGCUGGACCUGGAGUCUCCAGAGCAGGUGUGGGACAUGUACAUCAGCUCUGUGCCCAGUUCAGCUGAGGAGUUUCUGGACCUGUCCAGUUCGGGGCGCAGAUUGUCCACCAAUUCUGUCUUCCUGGACCUCAAUGACCUGCCAUCUCCACAAGGAGAGGAAUACUGUUAAGGCCAAUCCAAUAGACUUGAAGAAACAAAGCAUCUCAUUUUUACAGCUUAAUCACUUUCACUUUGUGUGUGUAUGUCUUUCAUGUAGAUUGAAACCGGCCUUAUGCUAGAGUAGUUUGAUAACUCUGCUAUUUAAAAUGUUGUGUUUGAUGUACUCUGUUGUUUAAAGGUGAUGCUGUAUUUUUUUAAUUUGUUAUUAUUGUGCUGAAACUGCUGAUAUAAACUGAUAUAAAUGGAUACAUUAAAUGAUAUUCGGAUCCCCAGAGAGUCUAAUGUAAUAUAUUUAUAUGAAAGUAACUGUUUAAAUGACUCUAGAAACAUACACAUACUGUUAGACUUACAAAAUGGUGUGUUCAAUAAAAAUGUGAAAGGUGAAAAUUGAAACAUUACUGUGAACCUGAGGGUAUCUUAAAUGUAUCGUUUUCUAUCUGUUUUAUUGAGAGCAAAAUAUACAUUGAUGAGUGCCUUUGUUUGUGUUAUUGAUCUUGGUUGUUCUUUAACCAACAUUUUUUCAGUAGACAUAUAUACAGUAAUCAAAUAUUAAACAUCAACUAGAGUAUAUGGGAUAUAUUGAUGAUCCUAUUUUGGGGACAGUUUAUUGUGUUGCCUUAUUUUGCUUGCUUAUGUUCAUUAAGCAUAAUAAUAUUAAAAUGUACAGCUCUGUGUCACUAUGUAUUUGGUAAGGUUCAAGUUUAAAUGAAAAUAAAUUUUUAAUUUUUAAAUAAGCUAGCAGCAUGCAAACAUUUUUUAAAGUCUCAUGAACCCUAAGAAGGAUGGUACUGUGUCAUGUAUAUGAUGGAAAACUAAAUUAGUUCUUCAUAAUUUCAUGUUAUGGAUAUUUGACCCCAUUUAGAGAAAAUACAUAAAAAUACAUGUAUAUCAAUAUGUUGAUUAACUUAUUAACUGCCUAUAAGUCUUUGUACUGUCAAUAUGAAGUGUUAAUGUGCAAUAAAACUGGGAGUAUUA
Messenger RNA from Triplophysa dalaica, 1968 nucleotides. It is a transcript of the gene gsg1l2b, whose product is annotated as gsg1-like 2b. Bases 89 to 1003 code for a protein of 304 amino acids. The record is from RefSeq and is a predicted model, not a curated record. NCBI's taxonomy places the organism in Eukaryota, Metazoa, Chordata, Actinopteri, Cypriniformes, Nemacheilidae. Gene Ontology annotation, cellular component: plasma membrane. The transcript is spliced from 5 exons.